This is a messenger RNA of Colletotrichum acutatum, 1078 nucleotides long. RefSeq lists its product as uncharacterized. The transcript is spliced from 3 exons. Bases 1 to 663 code for a protein of 220 amino acids. Lineage: Eukaryota; Fungi; Ascomycota; Sordariomycetes; Glomerellales; Glomerellaceae. The record is from RefSeq and is a predicted model, not a curated record.
AUGAACGAUAAGGGCUUUGUCGAAGAUGCUACAAGGCCUAGGCUGACCUAUGCACUGAAGUAUCACAAAGAAGAAUUAGCGACAGAAGAGCAAGAAGUUAUGGACCAGCUUUACCGCGGCUGGUUGCAUUACUGGAACAAGGAGUCGCGCGAAGACUACUACAACGGAAUGGUGGGCGCUCGGCGAUUCUAUGAUUUUGAUGACAUGCUCAGCUACGACAUGUUCGGCAACACCAUCCGGGGCAGCUUCAAAGAGCACUUUGACUCCAUCUUUCCGUAUUGGAACGACGGCAACAUGGAGUUCAAGGACAUUGAGAUCACGGCUCUGUCGAAAGAGUUUGCCUACUCCACCAUGAUACAGCAUACUUGGGGAACAGCUGGCGGUGUGCCCUUUGACACAGCUUUUAGAAGGACGGGAAUCGCGCGGAAGAACACAGAAGGGCAGUGGAGGUGGAUUCACGAGCAUUUGAGCUUCCCCACCGAUAUGGCCACCAAGACCGCCGACUUCACCAGCUCGCUGGAUCCAUUGAAGGCAACCAAGAUGAAAUAUUCAGAUGGUGCUGUUGAACCCACGUACUCAGAUGCUGAAGUCUUCAAUGGCCUCCUCAAGCAUCGUGAAGUGCACAUGUAUUCUCACAAUGCUCCUGAUAUUAGCUACUUCUAACAAGUACUACUGGGGUACAGAAAGGUGAAAUCAUCAAAACUCAGCAUCGCGCUACGUUGACCCGUCUUGAGGCCGCAUAUAAGGUACUUCUAGUAGCAUGAAUGGUCAGCAGAACCUGCAUUGGCGUGGUUGAUAUUCUACGUAAUAUCCACAAGAGUGAAACGUACCAUUCUCAGGCUUGAUAUGUUACAGAAGCCGGCCAAGACUGAGUUUUUCAAGGGAGGAACAUCAAGUCAGGCACCCACAUCUAAGUGAAGAGCGAACGCCCUUGUCUCGGUAUUUUCUGACUAUUCUGACAUUCUACUCUUCAACUGUGAAUCUCAUGUGGAUUGUUACUGAAGGUGAUGUCAUGAAGGCGCUCUAUCGCGACAUGUAGGAUUCCUCACCUGGUUAGAAUGGCGUCUUCCGUUCAGGA